Molecule: messenger RNA, 830 nt
Organism: Hyaloscypha bicolor E
Lineage: Eukaryota; Fungi; Ascomycota; Leotiomycetes; Helotiales; Hyaloscyphaceae
Exons: 2
Coding region: 113-397 (94 amino acids)
Source: RefSeq, a predicted model, not a curated record
GCACGGCCCGAGGUUCAUCCGAGCGCACUACCUAGAGCGACUUCCUGGGGAUUCAACCUAUCUCACUUCGUCAACACUACACUUCACCAGUUUUUGCACAACACCAUCCACGAUGGCAGCAAAGCCACAACGUGAGUCUGAGCAAGAAGUCCGGUCGUGGGGAUUCCUACACGUGUUCACCUGGUCCGAUGGCCCGAACGCCCACUACAGUCCACACUCCCACGCUGGCUUGACGACACAUCUGAUCCGCAAAGGACAGCUCACAAUGACUUAUCCAAAGGAGAAAGGUUCCGAGAAGAAGACAUACACUGUGGGCGAUCGUAUCGACGUUGAGGCUGGUCGUGUCCACGAGGUGUGGAUGGGACCUGAGGGCUGUACCUACGUCAUUGGAGAAUGAGACACGAACCGAAGAGAGAAAAAGUUUAGAAGGGAUGAGUAUGAAGAGGAUGCAUUGGGCUUGCCCCAGAUUUGCGAUUAAAGAGAAGAAGAGAGGCGGCUCCACAUGACAUACCAAAGUCACAUGACUCUCUUGCAAGCAACACGUGAUCGCUGUGGCAUACCCUUGUCAUAACUAAGGUAUACGCAGCUACGUAAGGAGUUGCUGAUAGGACUACUAUGCCUUUGAGCUCUCGAGAAUAGGCGUGGCCUACUCAUUUCGACCUUGUGAGAAGCUUCUCCGGCAAUGCAGCAUUCAGCCCUCUUUCCUACCGAUCUCGUCUUCAUCCCGCCUCACACACCAAUUGAGCACGGCAUCUGAUUUCAGCAAGUCUAGAACGUCCAGUGGCCAUCAUGAGAUGCAUCUGAGCUGAAAAGUCUCGAUCUUUCCGGCU